Molecule: messenger RNA, 5796 nt
Organism: Anopheles gambiae (African malaria mosquito)
Lineage: Eukaryota; Metazoa; Arthropoda; Insecta; Diptera; Culicidae
Gene: Acsf3
Product: malonate--CoA ligase ACSF3, mitochondrial
Exons: 3
Coding region: 3132-5240 (702 amino acids)
Biological process (GO): fatty acid metabolic process
Molecular function (GO): medium-chain fatty acid-CoA ligase activity
Source: RefSeq, a predicted model, not a curated record
AAGCUUCCGAAGCAUUCGCCCAAUGCAAAGAGCAACUGAAACGCGCAACGUUAUUGGCACAUCCCGUGAAGAACGCCGAACUUUCUCUAUGGACCGACGCUUCAGAUUUCGCAGCCGGAGCCGUACUUCACCAACGCACCAACGAAGACCUGCAACCACUAGGCUUCUUCUCGAAACGUCUCGAAAAGGCACAGCAAAAGUACUCGACCUAUGACCGAGAACUUACCGCCAUCUAUCUCGCCAUACGACACUUCCGAUACCAGCUAGAGGGUCGGGAAUUCUGUAUUUAUACAGACCACAAGCCUCUAACCUUCGCCUUCCGACAAACGCACGACAAUGCCUCACCUCGACGAGCCCGGCAGUUAGACUUCAUUGGCCAGUUUUCCACCGACAUCCGUCACAUCGCCGGAAAAGACAACGUUACAGCCGAUCUGCUCUCCCGCAUAGAGACAGUGCACGCGACACCGACCAUCGAUUAUGAGCGGUUAGCAGAAGAACAAGAGCGCGACCCUGAACUUUCCGACAUUCUCAGUGGGAAAAUUCAGACGGACUUGUUCCUGCAGAAGACACCAAUACCGGGAAGCCCCAAGUCACUCUACGCCGACUGCCCUGGAGGUAUCAUCAGACCGUACAUCACCCGAUCGUUUCGAACACAACUUCUCCACGCCGUACAUGAUCUCAGUCAUCCCGGAGCCCGCGCCACAGCUAGACUAAUAACAGAGCGUUUCGUGUGGCUCAAUGCAAGGAAGGAAUCCCAGGACUUCGCUCGGAACUGCUUAGUCUGCCAGCGCGCUAAGGUAGGAAGGCACGUCAAAAGCCCCUUGAUACCGUACCCUGCAACAACAGCGAGGUUCAGUCAUAUCAACGUAGACAUCAUUGGACCAUUUCCCAUCAGUAACGGUAACCGAUACUGCCUUACGAUAAUCGACCGAUUUACUCGCUGGCCAGAAGCAAUACCGAUCUCGGAUAUCACCGCAUCUACCGUCGUAUCAGCACUACUAUUCCACUGGAUCGCCCGAUUCGGAGUUCCGGCGCACGUAACAACGGACCAAGGGAGACAAUUCGAAUCCUCCUUGUUCAAAGAGUUGACGAAAGCCCUAGGAACAAAACACAUCCGUACGACAGCCUAUCACCCGCAGGCAAAUGGAAUAAUCGAGAGGUGGCACCGCACUCUUAAAGCAGCAAUCACCUGCAAAGACACCGCAAGAUGGAGCGAACACCUACCGUUAAUACUGCUUGGGCUACGAACCACGUUCAAAAAUGACAUCAACGCCUCGCCAGCCGAACUUGUGUAUGGAACGACGUUGGCCAUCCCGGCAGAAUUCUUCAUCGCGAAACCGCAAAAUGCCCUCGCCGACCAAUCCGACUUCGCCAAAACGUUAGAGGAGACGAUGAGCAGCAUUCGACCACAGAGCACCGCUUGGCAUACCAACCGCACACCGUUCGUGCAUUCCGAUCUGAACAAGUGUACUCACGUGUUCAUACGCGACGACACCGUCCGACCUGCACUAACUACACCUUACCACGGUCCAUAUAAGGUUCUUACACGCAAUCCUAAGUCUUUUCAGAUACUCCUACGUGGACAGCCAACGCUGGUUUCGAUCGACCGCUUAAAACCAGCGUAUGGCGCAGAAGAGGAAGCCACCCCGGCUCCGCAGUGCUCGUGGGAAGGGCUAACGACAAACCUGCUGCCGCCAACAACCGACCACUCGGAAACUCUGCCGUUACCGGACGUCCAGGCAAAUUCGGACCGCAGAGACGCCACCGCAGCCUCCAAACCGACGUCGCGCGAACAACCAGUGCGUAAUCAGACGACACCCGCACCACCAUCGCACCCGACGACAUCGAGACAAACCGACCGAGCCACCGUCGACGCCCCACCACCCUCCAUCCUACGCCGCAACGACCAGACGGUAUCGACCGGCGUCACCAGGUCUCAGCGGAAGGUCAUCAUACCUCUACGUUACCGGUGACACCGCUCUAGGAGGGGAGUACUGUAGCGACCAGACCGCCAUCUGGCGUGAGAAUCGUGAGCGAUCGUGACAUCCAGGGACAAAGACACGGAUCUCCGUGGAGCGCACUCACCAGGCACACGAAUGUGUCAAAGUGACGUGCGCCGCGUGUCCAGCGCUACACUUCCUGCUGUCAGCGAGCACAUUCUCUCUCUUGCGACCCAACCUCGAAAGCGAACAGACCUCUUCCUUCGCUGCGCGCUCGAAACUUCCUCAACGUGAAACCCUCUCGCACGAACGUGCGCAACCGUUCAUAAUAUAGUGUAAAAUAAAGUUCCGUAUUACCUACUCACGAAACCCAACGCGUUCGCGACAUAAAAAAUUAGGGACCACUUUUGUGGCGCCCCUAAAAACCUAUUCCCUUGUUUUAAAAUGAGAAUGUGUAAAAUUGUGUAGAAUAAUGUAGAAAACAUGGGCAAACCUGCACCUCCAUAGAGCUGUCAAAAUUAAACAUGGACGGGCUAAUAUUAGCAUUGGACCAGUCCAUGCACGUGCUAGGAGAGAAAGUAAGUCUCGGGAGCGACAUAACAUGCAGCACACAUUGCAGAAUGACUGUUGCAAAACGCUAUAAUUGUUAUUUCCUUUGGAAUGAAAUGACUAUAAAACAAAUCCCAACCGUUAGCGCAUUUCUUCAAACUCGCGGACCGCUUGGUACGGUUGCAUCAGCACGAAACUGCUCGAACUCUUGCACGAGGCGUGGACUGUCAACUGUCAAACCUGCCCAUGCGACCCAGCCUGAUCGUCCGGCGCAGAAAGACUACAAAAUAAAUCAAGUCGGCAGGGCGAACGUGUUUCUGCUUCCUGCUGUGUGAACAGUAAAACGGUGAACAAAAAAAGCAAACUCAACCAACCGCUGCACCUUCUGAACUCUUUUACACUCGAAAAAGAAACACCGCAGACGAUAGUGCAACGCGUAUUCAUGGUGGCUAACAGUGGCGUGCGAGUGAACAUCUUCCAUUACAAUCCGGAGUGAAAACGCAUUUCAUAACAACUGCAGCGGUCAGCGGCAGCAUCAGUUUGCAGUGCAUUGACCGAGCAGCAGGCAACGGGAAGAAGCAGUUGGUGUACCGGGCACACAUACACCGCAUAUCUGUGAUUUGGCACCGGCGUGUGACCAGUAUGACGAAAUUUAUGCUUGCCAGGCGCUGCCUGGAGGUAGCGACCGAUACGCUCGGCACGGCCGCAAACACCCUUGCACCCCGGCUAUCGGCCGCUGGACCGUUCGGCUGGAUGAAACAGUACCACACCCUGCCAGGGGGCGUACGGUCACCGGGCCGCACCUAUUCCACGCAAACCGACAGCCGCAAGUCCGCCACCCAGGGCUUUGACGAUGGCGACCGUCCACCGGUCGAUCCGGAGGCGGUGCAUGCGGAUCUGCUGCGCCGACUGACGAAGCUGUACGAGCAGGAGGUAGCCCGGGAGCUGAUCGUGCCGCCGUUCAAGCGAGCCCUGCUGUACGGCGAGAAGGCAGCCGUCCACGACCAGGUCGGCGAUUUUACCUUCAUCCAGCUGUACGAAGCGGUCAAACGAUUGGCGGCUCAAAUAUCCAAAUGUUGCGGUAGUGCUUCCCAAUCUCGUGUGGCAUUUCUCUGUCCCAACAAUAUCACAUACGUGAUCAGCCAAUGGGCUUGCUGGUUUUCCGGGCAAGUUGCUGUGCCCUUGAAUGCAAAGUAUCCGGCCGAUCUGCUCGAGUACUAUAUCAAAGAUUCCGAUGCUUCGCUGCUGCUAACGACGCCGGAAUUUCUGCCCCUGGCGGAACCACUGGCCGCAAAGCUACAGAAACCCCUGCUGGUGGUUAAUCAUGACCUGAUCCACACGAACGGUGGUGUGGCGGGUGGUACGACGAACGGAGGGGACGCCGCCGCACCGAUGGCCGACGUGGUGUCCUACCUCGAUCCGACGAGAGAAAACUUGCUCCAGCUGAACGAUACGCUCGUGGUGGAAAGCGCACUGAAUGGGGAGUUUUAUCGCGACGCGAACGCACUAAUCCUGUACACCUCCGGCACGACCGGUAAGCCGAAGGGAGUGGUCCUUAGCUACGCCAAUCUGGACGCUCAGCUGCGUGCCCUGGCGCACGCGUGGCAAGUAAGUGCGACCGAUUCGGUGCUACACACGCUGCCGCUCAACCACGUGCACGGGACGAUCAAUGCACUCAACUUGCCGCUGGCCGUCGGGGCGAAGUGCGUCAUGCUGCCCAAGUUCGACAGCAGCAGCGUGUGGAGCUACCUGCUGAACGUGAACAUGACCACGAAGGAGCGCGUGAACGUGUUCAUGGGCGUGCCGACGAUGUACGGGCUGCUGAUCCGCGAGUACGACAGCGUGUUCGGCAAGAACGCGCGCAUGUGCGAUUACGUCAAGACGCACUGCAAGAACAAGAUACGGCUGAUGAUUUCCGGCUCGGCCCCGCUGCCGGGCAAUAUCUUCGCUCGGUGGAAUGAAAUCACGGGCCACCGGUUGCUGGAGCGGUACGGCAUGACCGAAAUCGGUAUGGCCAUCUCGAACCCGUACGUGCAGGAUGGCGAGCAGCGCAGCCGCAAGCAGGGCUGCGUGGGAAUGCCACUGCCCGGGGUGAGUGUGCGUAUCGUGGAGCAGGAAAGUGGCCGCACACUAACGCUCGAGGGGCGCGAAAAUGAAGGAUUUUGGAAGAGUGGAGCAGCGGACAGCAGCUCGAAGCAGCAGGAGGAAACCAUUGCCGGCCAGCUGUACGUGAAGGGACGCUCGGUGUUCCGCGAGUACUGGCAGAAGCCGCAGGAAACGGCGUCCGAGUUCGAUGCGGACGGUUGGUUCCGGACGGGCGACACGGCACGGUACGAAAACGGCACGAUACGCAUCCUGGGCCGCACCUCGGUGGACAUCAUCAAAUCCGGCGGCUUCAAGCUGUCCGCGCUCGAGAUCGAAACGGCACUGCACGAACAUCCGGACACGAGCGACGUGGCGGUGCUCGGCCUGCCGGACGAAACCUGGGGCCAGCGGGUAGUGGCGGUGAUAAGUUUGCGCGACCACGUUGCCGCCGAAUCGUUCAGCAUUCCAAAGCUGCUGGUGUGGCUGGAACAGAAGCUGCCCAAGCAGGCCAUCCCGAAGGAGGUCCGGCUGGUGGGCGAGAUUCCGCGCAAUGCGAUGGGCAAAAUUAACAAACGCGAACUGAUCGACAGGUUGUACGGAGACAGCACCGCGACAGCAACGCCGACGCCGCCAGCAAGCAGUACGGCGGGAGACGGUAAACCCUAAGCUAACGGUAAACUGUUUGGAGGUCGGUUAAUGCAAAGUCCGCGACCGCAACGCGCACAGCAGAAGAAAACGUAUUUAUAUGCACACCAUGCAUCCGGCGCGGCGACAAUGUGAAGCGGAUGAGAUGAGCUAGAUAGGAAGGAAAGAGGGCAAAACAAGCCCCGGUGGUCUCGUCACUAGUCACACACACACACACAAAAGCCCAUCUUCCGCUUCACUCGGUCGCCGGCUUACCCGUGGCGGGAGGGAGGAAAUGUUGCAAACUCCCAUUGUGUCUCAGCAUGCAUUAUUGACUUAUAUUUCGUUUGUAAUUAUGUUCUUCGUAUUGUAUCGUAUCCUCCGCUCGCGGGCGGGCCCAUCUUUCGGAAAUUGUUGGGCGAAACCGGAGCAACGUGGAGAUCGUGAUUGGCGCGAUGAGGGUGGGUGAGUGAGAGUGCGUGAGAAUGGGUGAUAAUGAGCAUAUAUCAUCAUCACCCAUAAUCGGGUAUGUGGGAAUGUGAAACAAACAAAGCUUCUGACAACAAGGUUCCAAAUUUGUUGACGAAUUAUAUUGCAA